Messenger RNA from Nomia melanderi (Alkali bee), 1797 nucleotides. RefSeq names its product Regulator of chromosome condensation 1 (gene Rcc1). Lineage: Eukaryota; Metazoa; Arthropoda; Insecta; Hymenoptera; Halictidae. Gene Ontology annotation, molecular function: guanyl-nucleotide exchange factor activity. The record is from RefSeq and is a predicted model, not a curated record. Gene Ontology annotation, cellular component: cytoplasm.
AAGGAGGGAUAGAGUUUCCGUUACAAGAAUUUCCCUUUGUUCGCGGGACGGAAACGGGUGUCCGUAAGUAGUUGAAAAUCAACCGAGGAGACGCUCAACGUGACUGAAAGUUGUGUGUAAACCAGACGUGAGCGCCUCCUGCGAGUUGCGCAACAGUCGCGAGAUCUCGGCACCAUUGCAACUUUUUGGCGCCAACUGACAUUCCGACUGCAAAGGGCCGUUUAAUCCAGUUCCCGCGUUAAUUACGUUCAGAGAUCAUGCCGCCAAGGAAAGCAACAAAACGGUCCGCUGAUACUUCUUCGAAAAACCCGAAGGAACCCAAACAGGCAAAGAAAAAACAAGUUAUAAAACCUGACUUACGACGAGCUUCGACGAGCGGCGUAUUAUUAGCAUUCGGACAAGGCGAUGUGGGCCAACUUGGUUUGGGAGAGGAAGUCGUCGAGAAGAUACGUCCAGCCGCUAUUUCCGGAUAUCAGGAUAUCGUGGCGAUAGCUGCUGGUGGCAUGCAUAACGUAUGUCUGAGGGAAACAGGAGAGAUAUUAACUUUCGGAUGCAACGAUGAAGGAGCAUUGGGAAGAGACACAUCUGUGGAUGGUUCUGAAACCAAACCAGAUUCGGUUGAUUUACCUGGCAAGGUUGUUCAAGUGACGGCUGGGGACUCGCAUAGUGCUGCUUUGUUAGAAGAUGGGAGAGUCUUCGCAUGGGGUUCUUUUAGGGACUCCCAUGGCACUAUGGGUCUGACGUUGAAGGGAAACGAACGUUUUCCGAUAGAAAUACUGCCAAAUGUAAAAAUACUUAAAAUAGCGUCUGGUGCUGAUCAUUUAGUUUUACUUAGCGAGAAUGGACAAAUAUACACAUGUGGAUGCGCAGAACAAGGACAAUUAGGUAGAGUACCUGCAAGAGCAGCUAGCAGAAAUACACGUCACGGUAUGGGUCCAUUGUUGUUUCCAAGUCCAGUCCAAUUUAAAAUUACAAAGAAACUAGAAUUUAGCGAUGUAUGGGCUGGUACCUACUGUACAUUCGCUAAAGAACAUCAUACAGGAGAUAUAUAUGUAUUUGGUUUGAAUAACUAUCAUCAGAUUGGCUUAAAAGAAACUGUGACUCAUUUCCAUCCUCAAAUUGCAAAAACCUUUAGUGGAAAAACUUGGAGACACAUUAGUAGCGGACAGCAUCAUUCUAUUGCUUUGGAUGAUUCUGGCCAAGUAUUUGUCAUGGGCCGUAAAGAGUACGGUCGUCUCGGAUUGGGACCUAAUUGUUUAGAUGCAAAAGAAUUAACUUUGGUUCCCGCGUUAAGUUCCUUUAAGUGUAUCGAUGUUGCAGCGGGAAGUGCCCAAUCUUUCGCUGUUACUGAAUCAGGAGAGUUAUAUGCAUGGGGUAUGGGUUCGAGUGGGCAACUAGGUACAGGAGAGGAAGAAGAUGUAGAAGAACCUGUAUUAGUUAGAGGAAAGCAACUGGAAGGAAAAUCAGUGAUACGUGUGGCAGGUGGAGGUCAACAUACGUUAGUAUUAGCGGUAACUUCAGUAAAAGAACAAAAUGCUGGUUAAUAAAAUUAAUGAAAUAAAGUUAUUAAAUUUAAAAUUUCAUCAUGUGAUCAAAAUUUGGACAACGAAAAAAUCUAUUUAAUUUUAAUUCUCCUUACCUAAAAAUCAUGAUAAAGGAGAAAAUGUAAUUAAGAAUAUUUUUCAUGGUAUAUUGUAAUUUUGGCAUUGGAACGAAAUACAUAAAUCUGUAUAUAAGUUGUUAUACCACCAAAAAUUAUACAUCAUUGUGCUUGUAAUGUUUAAUAUAUAAAUAAAA